CAAUUCCCACCAAUGUCUGCUUCCAAUUCCAUCCACUCAUUGACCUAACUUCACUUCCCACUUCCCACUGCAAAUCCCCUUUCCUUCAACCCUUCCCACCACACAUCACAAUCCUCCCCUUCAUCUCUCCCCCCUCUCCCUCUCCCUCUCCAUGGACAACUCCAUUCUCAGUGACUGUUGCACCAGAACGAUCAUUCUAGUGGCUCUACUUCUCUCCCUCAGGACUCCAGGAUCCUGUGCGUUCGACAAUCUCGAGUUCUGGCCUGCGGCGGUGGAGCCCCGGGUCCUCGAGCUCCCUCGCGACUAUAGGGCUGCCGAGAGACGGCUGCUAGGGCCGUUCCAGCUCUGCCUCGCGUGCAAGUGCUGCGCGGCCGCCACGCCGGCGCCCGUGUGCACCACGAUGCCGUGCUGCUUCGCCAUCGACUGCCAGCUCCCGAACAAGCCCUUCGGGGUGUGCGCCUUCGUCCCCAAGUCCUGCAAUUGCGCAUCCUGUGCUGUCUAGCAUCAUCUAGACCCACCCUUUUUCCUAUGCUGCUUCUGAAUCAGAAUUGGAAAAGGAUGUCAACGACUUUGUCAGAAUCUUUUCCUGGUCUUUUUGCUUUUGUGAGGGUAUAUACUGAAAUUUCGGGGACACUUUGUGAUUCAUGUCUUGAGUGAUUUCUAUAUCAUUAAUUUUUUCUUUUUCUUUUUCUUUAAUUGAUAGAGGCUGUACACAAUGUGUAAUUUCUAUAUCAUUACUUUUCUUUUCUUUUCUUCAAUUGAUAGAGGCUGUACACAAUGUGUAAUUUCUAUAUCAUUACUUUUCUUUUCUUUUCUUCAAUUGAUAGAGGCUGUACACAAUGUGUAAUUUCUAUAUCAUUACUUUUCUUUUCUUUUCUUCAAUUGAUAGAGGCUGUACACAAUGUGCAUAGAAAUCAUAGGCUAUAUAGCUCCUCAUUAUUGCAA
Molecule: messenger RNA, 945 nt
Organism: Eucalyptus grandis
Lineage: Eukaryota; Viridiplantae; Streptophyta; Magnoliopsida; Myrtales; Myrtaceae
Exons: 2
Coding region: 152-502 (116 amino acids)
Source: RefSeq, a predicted model, not a curated record